GCCGGGUGAGAAGGCGAGAGGAUGGCCACAGAGAUCAGCGCUCGGGGCGGGCAGCGGGCCAUCGGGCACGAGGAGUACAGCCUGUACGGCAGUCUGAGCGAGGACGAGCUGAUCCAGAUGGCCAUCGAGCAGAGCCUGGCUGACAAGACGCAUGGCCCCACCGCCACAGAGGCCCCGGGGCCCACCCGUGCCAACCGCCAACCUGCCCAUUUCUACCCGUGGACCAGGUCGACUGCGCCUCCCGAGAGCCCGCCCGCCUCAGCCCCCAUGGGUCUGUUCCAAGGGGUCCUGCAGAAAUACAAGAGCAGCAAGACCCCAGAGCUGGCGCCCGUGGACCCCGUGCUCAAGGCCAUCAAGGAAGGCGACGAGAAGGCCUUGAAGGCCAUGAUCCAGGCGGGGAAGAACCUCGCGGAGCCCAACAAGGAGGGCUGGCUGCCGCUGCAUGAGGCCGCCUACUACGGCCAGCUGGACUGCCUGAGGGCCCUGCAGCGAGCCUACCCCGCAGCCCUGGACCAGCGCACCCUGCAGGAGGAAACGGCCCUUUACCUGGCCACGUGCAGAGGGCACCUGGACUGUCUCCUCUCCCUGCUCCAGGCGGGGGCCGAGCCCGACAUCUCCAACAAGGGCCGGGAGACGCCUCUCUACAAAGCCUGUGAGCACAGGAAUGUGGAGGCGGUGAGGAUCCUGGUGAGGUACAACGCAGACACCAACCACCGCUGCAACCGCGGCUGGACCGCCCUGCACGAGUCCGUUUCUCGCAAUGACCUGGAGGUCAUGGAGGUCCUGGUGAGCGGAGGCGCCAAGGUGGAGUCCAAGAACGCCUAUGGCAUCACCCCCUUGUUCGUGGCGGCCCAGAGUGGGCAGCUGGAGGCCCUGAGGUUUCUGGCCAAGCACGGGGCUGACAUCAACACGCAGGCCAGCGACGGCGCGUCCGCCCUCUACGAGGCCUGCAAAAACGAGCACGAGGACGUGGUGGCGUUCCUGCUGUCGCAGGGCGCUGAUGCCAACAAGGCCAACAAGGACGGGCUGCUGCCCCUGCACGUGGCCGCCAAGAAGGGCAAUCACAGCCGCACGCGCGUGCGCCGUAGCGGCAUCAGCCCGCUGCACCUGGCGGCCGAGCGCAACCACGACGGCGUGCUCGAGGCGCUGCUGGGCGCGCGCUUCGACGUGAACGCGCCGCUGGCGCCCGAGCGCGCGCGCCUCUACGAGGACCGGCGCAGCUCGGCGCUCUACUUCGCGGUGGUCAACAACAACGUGCACGCCACCGAGCUGCUGCUGCUGGCCGGCGCCGACCCCAACCGCGACGUCAUCAGCCCCCUGCUCGUGGCCAUCCGCCACGGCUGCCUGCGCACCAUGCAGCUGCUGCUGGACCACGGCGCCAACAUCGACGCCUACGUCGCCACGCACCCCACCGCCUUCCCCGCCACCAUCAUGUUCGCCAUGAAGUGCCUGUCGCUGCUCAAGUUCCUCAUGGACCUCGGCUGCGACGGCGAGCCCUGCUUCUCCUGCCUCUACGGCAACGGCCCGCACCCGCCCGCCCAGCCGCGCGCCAACAGGUUCAACGACUCGCGGGUGCCCGUCCCCACCGAAGACAAGGCGCCCUGCGCCGUCCAGUUCUGCGAGAUCCUGUCCGCCCCCGAGGUGAGCCGCUGGGCAGGGCCCAUCAUCGAUGUGCUGCUGGACUACGUGGGCAACGUGCAGCUCUGCUCCCGGCUGAAGGAGCACAUCGACAGCUUCGAGGACUGGGCUGUCAUCAAGGAGAAGGCAGAGCCCCCCCGGCCUCUGGCCCACCUCUGCCGGCUGCAAGUCCGGAAGGCCGUGGGCAAACACCGCAUAAAGCUGCUGGACACGCUGCCGCUCCCAGGCAGGCUGAUCCGAUACCUGAAAUAUGAGAGCGCCCAGUAACCCGGC
This is a messenger RNA of Condylura cristata (star-nosed mole), 1911 nucleotides long. RefSeq names its product ankyrin repeat and SOCS box containing 2 (gene ASB2). Gene Ontology annotation, biological process: protein ubiquitination; intracellular signal transduction; ubiquitin-dependent protein catabolic process. NCBI's taxonomy places the organism in Eukaryota, Metazoa, Chordata, Mammalia, Eulipotyphla, Talpidae. The record is from RefSeq and is a predicted model, not a curated record. The coding region runs from base 22 to 1905 and encodes 627 amino acids. Gene Ontology annotation, molecular function: protein binding. The transcript has 9 exons. Gene Ontology annotation, cellular component: ubiquitin ligase complex.